AUUAUUAUUGAAUUAAAUAAACAUUAUCUUCAUUUUCUUAUAUUUAAUGAAUACAUCUUUUCUCAUUCUUCAUCCCUCCUCUAUUAAUUAAUCCUCCUUCAUGGACCUGCUUCUUUCUCAGUUUCAGAGCUCUUCCUAUCUUGGCUUACCUUGCUCGCUUUCAUCUUUUUAAGAACCCUAAAUUAUUAUCCAGCUAGUGUACUUUUCAAAUGCACUUUCUGUUCCAAUGAACAAGUGAAAUAAGAAGCCAAAGAGAGAUAGAGAGAGUGACAGGAAGAGAGAAGGUUUGAAAAUGCGUGUGAAGGAAAUGCACCCCUUGUGCUGUAUCUCGCUGGAAAGUCCGGGGAUCGGGAGCGACUCUCCGGAGCCCGACGCUGCCGCGUUGUCCAGGACGAGGAGUCUCCCGGCCGGUGGAUCUGACGGCAUUGCGCGGAGGGGAUCCGAGGCCACUGUGGCCGGAGUUCUCUACAAGUGGACCAAUUACGGCAAGGGAUGGAGAUCCCGCUGGUUCCUCCUUCGCAAUGGCGUCCUCUCUUAUGCCAAGAUCUGUUGGUCGGAAAACCUCAACCUCCUCUCUCCGGUGGAUGAGGUGCGCCUCAUCGGAGAAGUCACCGCCAACCGACUUGCCAGAGAUGCUGCUACCAUUCGGCGGAAGAGUCACAAACCUCCUUCCUCCUCUGCCGUAGUGCAUCUCAAGAUCUCGUCAUUCAGAGAGAGCAAGUCGGACGAUAGACGGUUCUAUAUAUUCACAGCAACAAAAACUCUCCAUCUGAGAACUGAUUCAAGGAAGGACCGUGUGGCGUGGAUUCAAGCUUUGGUUUCAACCCGAGAAUUAUAUCCACUUCGACCACUCAGCGACCAUCUCUCCCUCGCACCGAAUCAUAUAUCUGUAUCAACCGAAAGGCUUAAGAAACGCUUACUUGAAGAGGGUGGCAGUGAGAGCCUUGUCAAAGAGUGCGAGCAAAUCAUGUUUGCCGAGUUCUCUGAAUUACAAGAGCAACUUCAUAUACUAUGUCAAGAGCGAAGGAAUUUGCUUGAUACAAUAAGGCAGCUGGAGGCUGCUAAUAUUGAACCUGAGGCCUCUGCCUUGCACGACAGUGAAUACCAAUUAACGAAGAAUGGCUUUUCAAGUUUAGGACAUGGAAAAUAUAGCGAAUGCAGUACUACUGAAUCAUCGGACGAUAUUGAGAAACAGGAGAUGGAGGAAGUGUCAGAUGAAGAUGAAAUCUCAUAUUAUGACACUAAAGAGUACUUUACAGAACUUGGUUUUAGGUGUGGGUUCACAGGAGCUUUGGAUCCAAUGAGCAUGUCUGGGGAAGCUAAUACACAGUCCAUUGAUUUGGAGAACAAUCACGUUGGGGAGACGGUCAAUGGUUUUGGGUACCCUCAGAUAGCAAGGCGAAAGAAGCUUCCAGAUCCUGUUGAGAAGGAAAAGGGCGUUAGUCUUUGGUCAAUUAUCAAAGACAACGUGGGCAAAGAUCUCACACGAGUUUGUCUUCCUGUAUACUUUAAUGAGCCAAUUUCAUCUCUUCAGAAAUGUUUUGAGGACUUGGAGUACUCCUUUCUUCUCGAUAGAGCUUAUGAGUACGGGAAAGCGGGAAACGGUCUCCUUCGGGCCCUGAAUGUUGCUGCCUUUGCUGUUUCUGGAUAUGCAUCAUCCGAAGGUCGUCAUUGUAAACCCUUUAAUCCGUUGUUAGGGGAAACUUAUGAAGCGGAUUAUCCUGACAAAGGAGUUCGUUUCUUUUCCGAGAAGGUGAGUCACCAUCCAACUGUCGUUGCCUGCCACUGUCAAGGUAGAGGAUGGAAGUUUUGGGCCGACAGUAACAUUCGGUCAAAAUUUUGGGGAAGGUCAAUUCAGCUUGACCCAGUGGGUGUUCUGACCCUGGAGUUUGAUGACGGUGAAAUAUUUCAGUGGAGCAAGGUCACGACAACAAUUUAUAAUCUUAUCCUUGGGAAAAUAUAUUGCGAUCAUCAUGGAAACAUGGACAUCCGUGGUAAUCGCCAAUAUUCGUGCAGACUUAAGUUCAAAGAACAGGCGAUUCUUGAUCGAAAUCCUCACCAGGUGCAUGGCUUUGUUGAAGAUGUAACGGGAAAAAAGGUUGCCACAUUGUUUGGCAAGUGGGAUGACAGCAUGUAUUAUGUUAACGGUGAAGCGAAUGUGAAACCGAAAGAUUGCACUUUGUCAGACGCAAACUUGUUGUGGAAAAGGACUAAGCCACCUUCUAAUCUCACUCGGUACAAUCUGACAUCAUUUGCAAUCACACUGAAUGAGCUUACUCCCGGGCUAAAGGAGAAGCUUCCACCCACGGAUUCCAGGCUGAGACCAGAUCAGCGGCAUCUAGAGGAUGGGGAAUACGAGAAGGCUAAUAUCGAAAAACAAAGGUUGGAAAAGAGGCAAAGAAUGUCAAGGAAAAUGCAAGAAAAUGGAUGGCAGCCUAGGUGGUUCCGCAGAGAAGGUGACAACGGAACGUUUCGAUAUAUUGGCGGGUAUUGGGAAGCGAGAGCUCUAGGAAGAUGGAAUGGAUGCCCAAAUAUCUUCGGUGAAGUUUAUUAAGGAAAUUUUGAUCCUUUAGGUGCAUCUUGAUUUUAGUUCAGAUAGCGAUAAUAAUGAAUGCAAAAUUGUGUGUGGAGGGUUUCCUCGAACCUUCUUGCAUGGCAGCAAAUUAUUUUUGCUGAAUCGAAGGGAGGAGGGUAUCCUUUGGGAACCUUCGGAAACGAGGCUCUUUGCAGUUCUGGUAGGAGGACAGGUUUGUGGAUUGCCCUUGUCUUACACGAAUUUAAUAACAAAAACAAGGAAAGGGAUAUCAUAUACACAACAUCAGGCUAUUCCAUCUGAGAGUUACUUUCCGAACUUAAAUGAUUUUAAUCGCCUGCAGCUGCUGAAAUUUGUAAUUAGCCUAAUGGACCUAGCAUUACACGUACACAGCUUUUCAGCAGAAAGCACUAUACUGAGAAUAUCAACUGAGGCUGUUACUUCCACUAGAUGAGGAAUAUAUUUGAGCAAAGUUUUCAGCUUAGUAACACUUGUUUUAUUAGUUUGUCUAGAUUGUCAGUUUCUUUUUCUUAAAUUUUGCUAGUUAUGUAAUUAUUUGGGGUGUUAGCUCUAUCUUGAUCCUGAUAUAGUCACUGACUUAGCCGAAAGGCAAUCUAUUUAUUUCGUAUUUGUUUUGAUUUUCUAAUUAAUAAAUGGACGAGUUGUGUUA
Molecule: messenger RNA, 3203 nt
Organism: Vigna umbellata (rice bean)
Lineage: Eukaryota; Viridiplantae; Streptophyta; Magnoliopsida; Fabales; Fabaceae
Product: oxysterol-binding protein-related protein 2A-like
Cellular component (GO): cytosol; membrane
Molecular function (GO): sterol binding
Source: RefSeq, a predicted model, not a curated record